UGUAGGAGCAAUCAUGUAAUCGGAAGCUCGCGCGAAGCAGCUCUACAGACAGCAUAAGAACAGUUGUUCUCGCCGCUGGGUCAUUUGAUACGGCCCUCUUCACUGCUCAACAUCGAAGAAUCUAGUUCCUCUAAGCUUCAGCGCUGCGAACAUCGGAAUCUAUCCUUUCAUCACCUCUCCACCGAAAUCUGCACUCGAACCAUGCGUUACUCCAGCGUUCUGACUCUUGCGGCUUUGUUCGCCGCGGCAGCUGCCGCCCCCCUUACCAGCGAGGACCACGAGACAAUCAACAAGCUCAACCAGCUGGCUAUCGACCAUCCCGACAUAAAGGGCGCUGUUGAGAGCGUUCUUUAUGCAGAGUACGGGGGGCUUCGACCUGCCAAGCGCGAGGACGGUGAGCACAUCAAGGCCACCCUGACCCAGCUGGCCAUCGACCAUCCUGAGGUCCAGGGCGACGUUGAGAGCAUUCUUAAGAUGGAUUAUGUGAGCCGUGGGUAGUAGCGCGACGGUCAAGUAUCAAGGUCAUUGCAGCUGACACAGCCCGGCGGGCGGGCGAUGCGCUACCUCGAGCUUCAGAAGGUUGUUAGUAUUAUUCAAUGAGACAUGUUGAGUCUUACGGAUGGCGUAGGAAUGGGACUCCAUGACGCUGUGACUACGACUGGCUCGUCGAGUAGUAGACGGGUCAGAAGGCAUUGCUGCUUGAGCCCAACCCGGAGAUUCAGUUAGCCCCUGAUCCUGGCGCGCGGGCCGGAUCGUCUUGGGGUUGCCUUGGGUAUACGAAGCACUUGUAGUAUCCGAAAAUGGAAGAAGACAUGUGUUUGCC
This is a messenger RNA of Purpureocillium takamizusanense, 823 nucleotides long. RefSeq lists its product as uncharacterized. The record is from RefSeq and is a predicted model, not a curated record. The coding region runs from base 202 to 498 and encodes 98 amino acids. The transcript is spliced from 2 exons. NCBI's taxonomy places the organism in Eukaryota, Fungi, Ascomycota, Sordariomycetes, Hypocreales, Ophiocordycipitaceae.